Messenger RNA from Bipolaris sorokiniana ND90Pr, 1790 nucleotides. RefSeq lists its product as uncharacterized. Lineage: Eukaryota; Fungi; Ascomycota; Dothideomycetes; Pleosporales; Pleosporaceae. The coding region runs from base 283 to 1737 and encodes 484 amino acids. Gene Ontology annotation, biological process: regulation of DNA-templated transcription. Gene Ontology annotation, molecular function: DNA-binding transcription factor activity, RNA polymerase II-specific; zinc ion binding. The transcript is spliced from 2 exons. The record is from RefSeq and is a predicted model, not a curated record.
ACCGCCUAUCCUUGGUAAAGCGGCUCUCGGACUUGCUUAUCGGGUCCAUAUGUCCCACAUAUUUAUGAAUGUUUCAUUCAGCGAUUACUACUAUUACUACUACUACUAGUACCAUCUCGGCAUUGGUCGUAGUACCAUUAUUCACACCCAUUUAUUCAUCGAUACCCCGAUUUUUCAAGUUUUACAGAUUCUACAAAAGAAACAAAUCCGAGCUGGCAACCUCAUUCACCGCUGUUUAUAUUUGGAAAAGAUAGACCGGAUAGGGGAGAUCAGCUGCCCAUCAUGUUCGGAACUUUACACUGCAACUCGCCUACCAAGGAGGCAGAGUUUGUCGAGAGGCCAUAUGGAUCCCUCAACCCAGGAAUGAACUCAGCCUGUGACCGAUGCAGAGCAUACAAGGUCAAAUGCACUGUCAGUGGAAAAAGCUGCAGUCGAUGCCGGCGUUUAAAGAAGACAUGCAGUUUCACAUCAGUGAGGCAAAGAAGUAGCCAGCGAGUAUGCAAGACAGAGGUCAACUCCAAACGCCAGGAAUCCCAAUCAUCAGACAGGUCUGCCCAACCGCAGACAUCACCGAGCCCCAAAGACAGCGGAAACGAGGGAGAAGAUCAUAUAAAGCAACGAGGCUCUAUAUCAUUAGGCCAAAUAGACAAAAAUGACGGCAGCGAGAAGGGGGACCCACAGAUUCCAGAUUACACAUCACACCAGCUCUCUGAAGCGUCAUCAUCAUCAUCAUCAUCAUCAUCAUCAUCAUCAUCAACAACAUCCAGUCUACCAUUCCUCGCCGACUACGACCAACGAGAUAUGAGCGAGCAAAGAGACGAUCUCUGCACGUGUAGCAUCCUGCCCUUCCCAUUCUGUUCGUCAAGCGUACACUACAACAGCCCAGACGCCAUAGCACGGUCCAAUAUCGGAACUCCCCAGGCCCUUCCCACCCCCCCAGCCUCGAGAGACGAAACCCCACAACAACAGCUACCCAAUAGCCAACUACACGACCCACAGUUCGAGAUGGGCCCUAUCGACACGCAAUCCCUUGACAUCUCCGCCCUCGCAUCCUCAAUGUACUGGUCGCAAAGCUCGUUUGAAAAAACCUGUCAAUGCCUCGCCGACGUCAUCUUCGCCCUCGAAAAACUAGAAGCAAGCUGCAGUUCAGGAAGCAGAGCGGGACUCGACUCUAUUGUUGCCAAUCAAAAAGAAGCCACUGAGCUCUGCCGCUGCAUGCUUAAGUGCAGCAAUUGCAUGGCCAAGCGCGAAAACUUCGUCCUCAUUGUAUUCAUGAGUGAGCGUAUAGUCGUGGCAUGCAGUCGCAUCGUAACAAUGUACCGCAUGGAAGACGGUGGUCUGCGAAACAACACCCACAACCACACCGGCACUACUACGGUCACGCCCUCGCAGCUCGCCUGUCUACCCGGCCCGCAUCUCUCCGGCACAACGACCGACAUGGACAUGGAUAGCCAGUGCCUCGCAGCAGCUGCCGCAUCAGUGGCAGCCUCCUCGCCGUCUCGGCCUCCGACGUCGGGCUGGCAGCAACUGCUCCUCGGCGACUACAAGAUCAACUCAGCGCUCGAGUGGGACCAUCUCGUCCGCGCGCUCAUAAACUUUCAGCUCAGGGCUGUCAAAGCCCUACUUAGCGAUGUGAAAAGCAUAGGCACCAUGAUCCUGGGGGAUGCGCAGAAGGAGUCUUUAGCCCAUGCUGAAACAAUAGUCAACAAGUUAGAACAAGACAUUUACAUCAUCUAGCGUUCUUUGAAUUUUACGAAUCGCAGAUUAUUAUUCAUUAUUUUAUUACGUGU